Pestalotiopsis fici W106-1 is the source of this 1125-nucleotide messenger RNA. RefSeq lists its product as uncharacterized. Gene Ontology annotation, biological process: regulation of transcription by RNA polymerase II; chromatin remodeling. The transcript has a single exon. Gene Ontology annotation, cellular component: nucleus; SAGA-type complex. Gene Ontology annotation, molecular function: transcription coactivator activity; chromatin binding; protein binding. NCBI's taxonomy places the organism in Eukaryota, Fungi, Ascomycota, Sordariomycetes, Amphisphaeriales, Sporocadaceae. The coding region runs from base 1 to 1125 and encodes 374 amino acids. The record is from RefSeq and is a predicted model, not a curated record.
AUGUCUACUUCAAAGACUGGCGCCGAGGCCACGAAGCCUCUCGACAUUAGCAACCUCAUGUCUCCGCCUGAGCUUCCUCCCAUGGAGUCGUUUGCGCACUCUACAACAGUAGCCAAGGCAACAGAGCAGGUAACCUCAAACGUGCGCAAGGCUCAUGGACCCAAUCCUCCCUUGUCGCCACCAAUCAGUCCUUUGACAAAGGUCGACCAUUCUGUCGCUGCAUCUACCAGAAGUAGCACGCCCGUAAAGGACCCUAUUCUCUAUCCCAGUCACGAGCUUUCACCGACUCAACCACCACUAUUCGGCCGGGAAGAUUCAGUCGAGACUCGGCGUGUUAUCGACCUUCAUGUUGAAUCUAGACCUACUGAUAUGUUCAAGCAAGUUGCGCCGCCGCGCCUUGAAGAUUAUCAGGUGAUCAUGACAUUCCAGUCUCGGGUUAUGGAAUUGUACAAGAAGGAUCCUCGAGCAUGGUACAAGCAUUGCCGUGAACAAGCUCUCAUAGACAGAAAGGAGCAAUGGAAGUACAAUCGUCACAAGCAGAAGCCCAUUCUCCCGGCAAAGCCCCAGCCUAUCCGCAAUCAUGUACAGCGAGUUGUCAAACCAUCGAGAGCUACGAACCGGCCGCUGCAAGCAUCGGCACCGGCUCCUCGACCUAUCCGAGCAGCCUCCCCUACUGCUCCACCUCAGAGGCAGGUCAUUUCAAGAAUCAAUGCCACGCCCGAUCCCGCUUCGCGCAGAGUGACGGCACCCAGCCGCGAGGACAAGGACUUUAAUGCCCUGCCGGACUACUGCCCACCCUUGAGCUCUCUACCCGCCAAGGCAAACAGCCUCAAAGUUGACUGGAAGGGAGCUCCGAUCGAUCUGAACAGCGACCCUAACCGUCACUUGCUCCACCCUGACGAGCUUUUGCUUGCAGCCAACUUGCGACUUGAUGCUGCAACUUACCUGACCAGCAAGCGCAGAAUGUUCAUGGCUCGCCUCGACUGUCUGAAAAUCAAAAAGGAGUUCCGCAAGACGGAUGCUCAGCAGGCUUGCAAGAUCGACGUCAACAAGGCAUCGAAGCUGUGGACGGCCUUUGACAAAGUUGGCUGGCUAGAGCAGCACUGGGUCGCGCGCUUUGCCUAA